Molecule: messenger RNA, 1668 nt
Organism: Patiria miniata (bat star)
Lineage: Eukaryota; Metazoa; Echinodermata; Asteroidea; Valvatida; Asterinidae
Exons: 1
Coding region: 1-1668 (555 amino acids)
Biological process (GO): DNA integration
Molecular function (GO): nucleic acid binding
Source: RefSeq, a predicted model, not a curated record
AUGAUGAGGUGGAAGCGAUGGCUGGAUGACCUACCAAGGCUGACGUGCGUUACCAUUGAUAGAUGUCUCCAACCAAGGGAAUUCAGCGACAUAGUUGCCUUUCAGCUUCACCAUUUUUCUGACGCGUCAGAGCGAGGUUAUGCCGCUGUGUCGUACUUGCGUGUUGUUGAUGUGCAUUUAAAGAUCCACUGCGCAUUUGUCAUGGGAAAGGCCCGAUUGUGUCCAGUGAAACAGGUCACCAUUCCUCGGCUAGAGUUGUCCGCUGCAGUUUUGGCGGUGAGGUUGAAUGAGCUGAUCCAAAGAGAGAUUAGACUGCCUAUCAUGGAGACAGUGUAUUGGACAGACUCCACGUCAGUUCUUCAGUACAUCCAGAAUGAGAGUCGCAGAUUUUACACAUUUGUUGCGAAUCGCGUUUCAAGGAUACAGAGUGGAUCUGACCCAUCCCAAUGGCGGUACGUGGACACAGCCAGUAACCCGGCUGAUGAUGGCUCACGAGGAUUGACUGCAGACGCCAUGAUCAAGAACCAACGAUGGCUGAACGGACCUGAUUUCCUGUUGAAGGAAGAACAACACUGGCCACUCCCACCUGUUGUAAUCAAGGGGCCCUACCCAGAUGUACUACCCGAUACUCUGCAGAGUGAUCCCGAGGUGAAGAAAGUUGUCCAGUCUUACUCCAUAGUUGAGAAGGAUUGUGUACAGGAAUUCCUGAGUAGAUACUCAUCCUGGAGUCAAAUGAAGCGUGGAGUUGCCUGGUUGCUGAGAUAUAGAGACUACCUCUAUGCUCGUGCCAAGGGAAGACGGGAUGCCAGCGAAUUCUGUUGUAGGAGACUGUCUUUGUCAGAGCUGCAGAGAGCAGAGAGAGAAGUCGUCAAAUACACUCAGCGUCAGUCGUUCCGUAAGGAGAUUGCUGUACUUGAGGCUCAUGCAGAUGACGACAGAAUAACCACCAAGAAGAGUAAGAAAGUUCCAAAUGCGCUCCACAAAUUGAGCCCCAUUUUGGUGGAUGGAAUUCUCCGUGUAGGUGGACGCCUUGAGAAUGCACCAAUCCAACAUGACAUCAAGCAUCCGAUUAUCCUGCCGAGCGAUCACCAGGUGACGAGGCUGCUGAUCGAACAUCAUCAUCUCAAGGUUGGUCAUUCAGGGGCAGGUAUGACAUGGACGUCACUAAGAGAGAGAUUUUGGAUACUGAAGGGAGGAUCUACAGUGAGGCGAGUGAUUGGAAAGUGUUUCCGUUGCAAGAAAAGAAAUGCACCCCUUUGUCAACAGCUGAUGGGUGAGCUGCCAGCAGAUAGAGUCACUCCAGAGAAGCCCCCCUUUACGUACGUGGGCGUGGAUUACUUCGGUCCACUUUACGUAAAACAAGGACGCAGCCAUGUCAAGAGAUACGGAUGUGUCUUCACGUGUCUUACCAUGAGGGCCAUACAUAUAGAAAUUGCUCACUCACUUGACACAGAUGCCUUCAUAAACGCUUUGCGGCGGUUCAUCAGCAGGAGAGGUACACCAGAAAAGAUCAGGAGCGACAAUGGUACCAACUUCACGGGUGGAGAGCGCGAGUUGCGGGAGAGUAUUGCAUCACUGAACGAGCAGAAGAUUGGAGACUAUCUUCAUCAACGAGGAAUUGAGUGGCAAUUCAACCCACCAACGGCAAGUCAUAUGGGAGGAGUCUGA